UAAAAGUGAAUUUAUUGAUUUUAAUUUUCGAGGACAACCUGUGGCGCUAAGAAGGGACUUGUUUACUUUCAGCUGAUGGAAUAAUGUUGACAUUUCAAACAAGAGAAUGGUUAACAUGAUUUGCGUACGUAUUUUUGGGGUUGAAAUAAUAAUAAAAAUAAUGUGGAAAAUAUCUACCUUUUUAAUUAAUAGAUAGAAGAAAAAUGCUACAUCGGAAGGCAAUAUUUAAAAAAAAAAAUUGUUUUAAUAAGGUUAAACUAUUCUUAUUGUAAUAUAUCUUUUUUAUUCGCAUGCAAAAAUGGGUUGAAAUGUAAUCCUUUCUUUUAAUUAUUUUUUUUUAAAAACAACACAAAAUGCUUAUAAAUGUUUAUUAUUUUUUUUUUUUAUUUUUCUUAUUUGGCAGUGUGGUUUCACUUUAAGUUUAAGAAUGUCAUUUACUCAACGUACCUUGAAUUUUUUAUUAUUUUGUUAAAGUCUCAUCCAUAAAUAAAAUGAUUUAAAUACAUCUGAAUGGCAAUAUCUUUUUUUUUUUUAUUAUUAUUUAUUCAUCAACCGGACGUCAACUUCAACACAAAAUAUAACCUAACCCUUUUUUUAAAUGGUUCCACGACAAAGUAAACCAAUUUCUUUAGUUUAACUGGCAUAUUAAGCGGCUAUUAGACAAAGAGCAUAUUUCGAACAAGAGCAGAAUCUUAAGAUAAUGUGUAGCGCCCCCCCCCGCCUCUCCCCGGCCAUUAGACCUUUCGUCAAAAAAAAAGCGUACUAUUUCAAACCAGAGCAGAAUUUUAAGAUAAUUUUCAGCUCCUCCCCCACACCCUCUUUUUUAUCUUAAAAGUUAAAUGACAGCCAAAUGUGUAUAGUGAUCUCCCGUUCCCCACACCCUCUUUUUUAUCUUAAAAGUUAAAUGACAGCCAAAUGUGUAUAGUGAUCUCCCGUUCCCCAAACCCUAACAUGAUCGCCAAGUUAAAUGACAGCCAAAUGUGUAUAGUGAUCUCCCGUUCCCCAAACCCUAACAUGAUCGCCAAGUUAAAUGACAGCCAAAUGUGUAUAGUGAUCUCCCGUUCCCCAGACCCUAACAUGAUCGCCACUCCUCACAGAAGUUCGAAAGAAAGACAUGGUUUGUCGUGUAUUGCAAAACGAAACUUUCGCAGAAACGAGCCCUUUCCACUCGCUUGAAGAGUCCUCCAGCGAUAAGAGGACAGCAGGCGUCUGAUUACAAGAACAUGCGACUCUUGAUGGAAAUGUUAGCGCCAGGCAGACACACGACUCUUAAUUGAAAUGUUACAGUCAGACAGACACACGCACGACUCUUGAUUGAAAUGUUACAGUCAGACAGACAGACACACGACUUUCAAUUUAAAUGUUACAAUCAGGCAGACACACGUCUCUAAAUUUAAAUGUUACAAUCAGGCAGACACACGUCUCUUAAUUUAAAUGUUACAAUCAGACAGACACACGUCUCUUAAUUUAAAUGUUACAAUCAGGCAGACACAUGUCUCUUAAUUUAAAUGUUACAAUCAGGCAGACACAUGUCUCUUAAUUUAAAUGCUACAAUCAGACAGACACACGUCUCUUAAUUUAAAUGUUACAAUCAGGCAGACACAUGUCUCUUAAUUUAAAUGUUACAAUCAGGCAGACACACGUCUCUUAAUUUAAAUGCUACAAUCAGACAGACACACGUCUCUUAAUUUAAAUGUUACAAUAAGGCAGACACGUGUCUCUUAAUUUAAAUGUUACAGUCAGACAGACACACGUCUCUUAAUUUAAAUGUAACAGUCAGACAGAGACACGUCUCUUAAUUUAAAUUUUACUGUCAGGCAGACAGACACACGACUCUUAAUUGGAAUGUUACAAUCAAGCAGACACACGUCUCUAAAUUUAAAUGUUACAAUCAGACAGACACACGUCUCUUAAUUUAAAUGUUACAAUCAGGCAGACACAUGUCUCUUAAUUUAAAUGUUACAAUCAGGCAGACAUACGUCUCUUAAUUUAAAUGCUACAAUCAGACAGACACACGUCUCUUAAUUUAAAUGUUACAAUAAGGCAGACACAUGUCUCUUAAUUUAAAUGUUACAGUCAGACAGAGACACGUCUCUUAAUUUAAAUGUUACAAUAAGGCAGACACAUGUCUCUUAAUUUAAAUGUUACAAUCAGGCAGACACAUGUCUCUUAAUUUAAAUGCUACAAUCAGACAGACACACGUCUCUUAAUUUAAAUGUUACAAUCAGGCAGACACAUGUCUCUUAAUUUAAAUGUUACAAUCAGGCAGACACACGUCUCUUAAUUUAAAUGCUACAAUCAGACAGACACACGUCUCUUAAUUUAAAUGUUACAAUCAGGCAAACACACGUCUCUUAAUUUAAAUAUUACAAUCAGACAGACACACGUCUCUUAAUUUAAAUGUUACAUUCAGACAGACACAUGUCUCUUAAUUUAAAUGUUACAGUCAGACAGACACACGUCUCUUAUUUUAAAUUUUACAAUCAUACAAACACACGGCUCUCAAUUUAAAUGUUACAAUCAGGCAGACACAUGUCUCUAAAUUGAAAUGUUACAGUCAGGCAGACAGACACUCGUCUCUUAAUUUAAAUGUUACAAUCAGACAGACACUCGUCUCUUAAUAUAAAUGUUACAAUCAGACAGACACUCGUCUCUUAAUUUAAAUGUUACAAUCAGACAGACACUCGUCUCUUAAUUUAAAUGUUAAAAUCAGACAGACAGACACUCGUCUCUUAAUUUAAAUGUUACAAUAAGGCAGACACUCGACUCUUAAUUUAAAUGUUACAGUCAGGCAGACAGACACACGUCUCUUAAUUUAAAUAUUACAAUCAUACAAACACACGACUCUCAAUUUAAAUGUUACAGUCAGGCAGACAGACACACGUCUCUUAAUUUAAAUAUUACAAUCAUACAAACACACGACUCUCAAUUUAAAUGUUACAGUCAGACAGACAGACACACGUCUCUUAAUUUAAAUGUUACAAUCAUACAAACACACGACUCUCAAUUUAAAUGUUACAGUCAGGCAGACAUAAACUCGUCUCUUAAUUUAAAUGUUACAAUCAGACAGACAUACGUCUCUUAAUUUAAAUGUUACAGUCAGGCAGACAGACACACGACUCUUAAUUGAAAUGUUACAGUCAGGCAGACAGACACACGUCUCUUAAUUUAAAUGCUACAAUCAGACAGACACACGUCUUUUAAUUUAAAUUUUACAGUCAGACAGACACUCGUCUCUUGAUAAUAAAUAGUACAGUCCGACACACAGACAGAUACUCGAAUUUCAAUUGAAAUGUUACAUUCAGUGACGUAGCUAGGCUUAUUUCCGCAACGGGGGUUGAUAGAGAAUUUUUGCCCCCCCCCCCUUGGGCCCCACCCGUUCGACGAAAAAAGAACUCUUCAGCCUGCCGAAAAUUCCGCCCUCCAUAUAAAAAGUGCCAUCAGAUGGAACGCCCCUCCCACCCCCCACCCCCCAGCUAAGUGAAACACCAUACAAACUCCCAAGUUUCUAUUCUGAGAUUGCACUCCUUCGUUUGUGUUUACAGUAGCUUCACAGGUGGAUGCCAAUUAAUUCUCAACAAUUUGAGAAUCUCUAUGCUGGUUUAUCAUUAACUUUAGUAAAACAAAGAAAGCGCACACCAAGGAAAAGGCAGAAGUGACCCAAAAUACACUAGGACCAAUGUUCCCUUAAAAAUGCGCGGCCGCGCAGCUAACUCACAGACGCCGCGCAGCAGUUUUGAGUAUCCGCGCAGCAAAAUUCUAUGCAAGUGUGUGUUUGAGUUUGUGAGCUGUAAAAUUGUGCACACCAAAAAAUUGAUGCUGUAAAACUUUGCAUACAACUGUAUGAUUUUGCACACGAACCAGCAAACCUUUGAAGGAAUUGACUAAGGACUUUAAUACUCUUGUGUCCUACUUACGGGCAAGCUUUCCAAGCACAAACAGGACUGACUCACAGGCCUCAUGCGUACUCACCGGUUGCGAAGGACAAACAACAUAACAAAAACUAGAGGGAGAUGGGAGGGAAGGUUAUCUGAUAGACUAUAUUAUAAAGACCAGGAAAGAUGCGAACAACUUAAAUGUUGAACUCAGUACACAACUAUUAAGUAAUCAUAAUUCCUUUCAGACCAUUAAAGCGUUUACAAUAUUUUUUUUUAUAAUUUAAAAAGAUAUUGAGAUUUUCCUUUUUUUAAAUUUGUUUUUUUGACCAUGGUAAGAAAUUAUUUCACUACUAUGAUUUCUUUUUCUUUUAUUAAAGUUUAAGUAAUAAUUUAUUUUUAUUUUUUUUUUUUUAUUAAAUACCACAAUAAUCAUUUUAGAUUUGAAACCUAAUAAAGAUUAUGUUCUUGAACAACCCAGUGCAAUGUAAAAAAAAAAAAAUACUAAUAAUUUCAACGUAAAAAUGGUCUCUUGUUUGAGUUACUUCGUUUCAAAUUUCGUGGGAGGUUGGGGGGGGCUGAUUGUCACAGUACAAUCAACAAUCGCUUUCAACUAUAAUUUCAAAGAUAACAUUUUAGAUAAAUGCUAUGUAAAAAAACAAAACAAAUCAAAGCUUCUCGCAUUUAGUAACUUCAUUAAAAAAAAUGAUAAUUAUUACAUUGGAUGGUUGUUUUUUUUUAAAAUAAGUUUUUACUAAUUCCUGUAUUAAAAAAUGUUUGUUUUCUAUCAAGGAAUCAACCCCGAAAAAUUGAGUUUGUUCUACGCAUUCCUGGCUGUUUUACAAGCAGCUUGAAAGCUCUAACAUAAUUAAUUUAAAAGAUAUAGGUUUUCAUAAAAAUGUACAUUUGACGGCAUUACAAUGAUGUAAUAGUCUAAUGGUUUAAAAUGUCGCAACUUUUUUUUAAAAUGCACGAUUCAAAAUAGAUUAGAUAAUUUCUGUUCUGGUUAAACCAAUCACUAGGCAGUUGAAUCGUUCAACGUCAUUUGCGCUCUUUUAGAAUACUUAAUUCAAUACUUAAUUCAAAAAAGUAAUAUCAAUAACUAGUUAUAGCUCGCCGAACAUUGACGACAGCAGUGCGUGAACUUCCCAUCUACUAAACCAGAAGCGUAGCUAAGAGAAGCGCAGAUGCAACUGGGGCACCAGACUAGUUAUUGGUGCCAAAAUGUUCUUUGAUAUUAUUAUAUUGAUGAAAGUAACGGGGUUGAGAGUUGAAAAGAAAGGGAGGCUCUUUAAAAUGAAUCUUGUCCCCCGGGGCGCCAAACACUCUAGCCAUGCCUCUGCUACUAAAGUUACUUGACAAAUCAUCAACUCAAAUAACGCAUAUUUCAGAAUCCUAAUUUUUGAUACAUCCCUUCCCCCGCAUGAUACGUCACUGCACACUUUUUAUUUCACGCCCAAGACUUAUAUCAAUAUUCUCAUGUCCCAACCACUUUUAAACCGAAUCUUUAUUACACCAUAUUAUUUAAAUUGAGAUGAUUUCAUUUUCCGAAAAGAAAAGAAGAUAUUACGCACCAAACGCAGUUGCGUUAUUUAAAAAAAAAAAAAUCAUUUAGCGUAGUUAUCGGGAAUUAUAUUUUGCGCGCUAUCCAGUUUGGUCAAAUUUUUUUUUUCAGUUCACAUAAUAAAAUUUUGCGUCAAAUUUCGUUUUGAACGCAUUAUUUUGUUUUACUAUAUAGUAUAGUGCGUUCAAAAAGAAAUUUGACGCAAAAUUUGAUCGUGUGAACUGGAAAAAAUAAUUUGACCAAACUUCCGUUCGACAAAACUUCCGUUCGAUCAAAUUUCCCUUCGAUCAAAAGUCCGUCGAUCAAUUUUUCCGUCGACGAAAUUUCUUUCGAACAAAUUUCCGGUAACCCCAAAGCGGCACUAGCAAGCCCACUUCCUCGCUUUUACAUAUAAACAGUAACCUUUGUACCAACGAACCACUAAGUGCACAGUUUCAUUAUCUGGUCACAAGUGUUCCGUUUCUGCGUUUGCAGUGGCGUAAAAAAUGGAGGGACGUAAGGAGCACUUUUUUAAUACAUAUUUUGGGCGGCAUUUUCAGUUAACUGCAAAGUUUUUCGUAGGAGGGUGGAGGGAGGCUAUAGUAUUUGGCGCCCGGUGACAAGAUUCAUCUUAAAGCGCCUCCUUUUCUUUUUUUCAACUCUCAAAGCCAUUAUUUUCAUCAAUAAUAUUAUAUCAAAGCACAUUAUGGCGCCCCUAAUUAGCUGGCGCCAGGAUGCAUCUGUCCCCCCUGCCCCAUGCCUCGCUACGCCUCUGGGGAGGACAGAGAUAUCGACCCACCCAUGGCGGUGUUUCCCCUGUCUACCCCCCCCCCCCCCCCCACUGUAUAGUAAUGGCAAGCAUAAAAAUGAAUAAUUUAUUACUCAAUUAGCUUUUAUUUAUUGAAAAGUUCAUGGGUUCCCUUUCAAUUCUAUAGGCCACCCAUAUUUAACAAAACUAACAGGAGUUCGCCAAGGCCCCUUGUUAUUUCUUUAAGUCGGCGGGUGAUGCACAAGACAAGCGUCCAAACACAUUUAGUUUUUGCUUGACUGACUAGGCCAAUCUGCGAGUCGUAAUACGAACCUACAACCCCACUUCCUUAUCUCUGAACAAUUGGAGCUGACCUACAUAACCAAUGACAUACUCCUGUUUUUAUUUCGGUUAUUUAUUUAUUUUUUUAAAAGUACAUUACAAAACUCUAAUCCAAAAAAUAAUAAUAAUAAUAAUUAAAAAGUGAAUCAAAUAAUUAAAUGCAAGGUGUUGAGAGAAAGGUGAGAUAAGAAUGCGACUUUUUUUUUGCAUUUGUUCUACCAACGAUCACAAGAUUGACUUAUGAUCACAAGAUAAAGGUGUGAUCACAAGAUUAGGAUGUGAUCACAUGAUAAAGAUCACAGCACAAAAUUUUAGGUAUGUUCAAAAGAUUAAGGCAUGAUCACAAGAUUAAGCUAUGAGCACAAGAUCCAGGGAGGAUCACAAAAGCCCGUGUUUGUCACAAUAUCCUGGGAGGAUCACAAGAUCCAGGGAUUGUCACAAGAUCUAGGGAGGAUCACAAGAUCCAGGGAUUGACACAAGAUCUAGGGAGGAUCGAAAUAUCUUGUGUUUUGUCAAAAUAUUUUUAUUUAGGCAUUUUUAUAUAGCGCUUUACAAUUAUUAAAACCAUGUAACCUAUUUAAACUGCUAAAGUAAAAUAAAAAUUUAAAACCAGAGACACUAGAAUAGUAACUACAAUAUUAAAAAUGACUAUAGAAACAGUAGCUUAAACAUUAAAAUGGCUAUAAAAACGAGGACACUUUGGCACGUUUUGGCCUAUACUACAGGAUCAACCCGAGACUGAAAAUGAGGCAGGGCAGAGAGGGUGCAUCACAGGUCAUAGGCGGACCUAAACAGAUAGGUUUUAAGGGACUUUUUGAAAGUGGGUGAGGUUUCACAACGACGGAUGUGGAAGGGGAUCUGGUUCCAGAACGUGGGCGCAUGGAAGUAGAAGAAGCGUUCACCGAUGGUCUUAGUUUUGGUUCUUGGGAUUGAGAGGGUUCGAUUGUCAAUUGAAGAGCGUAGUUGUCUUGUGGGGAUGUAAGGAAGCAACAGUUCAGAGAGAUAGACAGGAAAGUGAGGGUCAGUGAACGAGUUGAAGCAUAGAUUGGCAGACUUGUACUUGAUGCGAGAGGAUAUUGGAAGCCAUUGGAGUUGUCGCAUGUGUGGCUGAAUGUUGUCAUGUUUCUUUGAUUUAAAAAUGAGUCUGCAUGCUGAAUUCUGUGCCUUAUGAAGUUUGUCUAUGUGGUGUUGAGGAAUGCUUGGGGAUCGCAAGAUGCAGGAAUGGUCACAAGAACUAGGGAGGAUCACAAGAUCCAGGGAUUGACUCAAUAUCCAGGCUGAUCAAAAUGCAUGCAUGUUAAUGACUUAAUUACGAAUGUGGGAAAUAUUUGAUUGAUGUUCUACCAUUUAAGUAAUGUAUGUGUUCUUUGCUCACACGCCUGCCAAGUUCAACGUCCUUAACCAACUGCUGGAAAUCACUGGGCGGAUUUAGACGGCUUACAGCCCACCCCUUUAUAAGACGAUGUCAGAACACUUUAUUUUGCAAACAAUACUGUAUUACUGCACCAAAAUCGCUCUAUUAUUACUCAAACAUCACUCUAUUAAUAUAAAAACAUCACUUUAUUAAUACACAAACAUCACUUUAUUAAUAUUUAAGCAUCAUUAUAUUAUUACACAAACAGAACUCUACUAAUACACAAACAUCAACCUAUAAAUACCCAUUAAACAGAAAAUAAAGAUUAUUUCAUCCUUGUCGUUUUCUUUCCAAAUCUUCAGAGACUGAUGCAGUGAAAUGCCUGACUGAAGAUGUCUAGACCAUCACAUCCAACCACAGGAUGACAAACAUUUAAGGCAGAAAUUCGUACCCAGAUUAACUUGUGGCAUAUUUCGGGGAAGAUCCACCUCUCUUUGGAGCAAUCUUCGACCGAUGGUUUUCGACAUUAAUUCCUAUGUCAGCUUUAUUAUAAAAAAAAAACAAAAAAAAACUUAAGAAAUACAAACCUGUGUGCUCAUUAACUUUUAGAAUAAUUUUAAUUUAGUAGCUUUUUUAAAUUACUUUUUUUUAUGUCUUCUCAUUUGGGCUUGUCCGAAUUCUGUUAGCCGGAUUUAAGAUUUUGAUGCUCGCUGUAAAUUAACUUUGGACACAUUGAGUUACCAGUCUUCUCUGGUUGUCCACCAUAAGCAACCCUGGAAGGGGGUUCUUAAGCCUUCUUAGGGUCGUUAAUGUACAUAGUAGGGAUAGAAGAAAUGUACGUUUAACAAAAAUAAACAAGAGUUUUAAACAUUCUGAUAGUGAUUUCAGGAACACAAUUUUCAACAGUUAACUUCAUUAUUGGAAAAAUAUUUGUUUAGUUUUUAAGUCGAGCCGAGCAGAUAAUGAACAAAAUGGCGGAAAUCUUCUGGCUCCCCGUGUGUUUACUGGUUGUGUGUGCGGCGGUCCCAUUGGAUAGACACGGAGAGAUCCCAUUGGCCGAACAAAACGACUUUCCGGAGUUGCCGACGGCCGACGAAAACGACAUCCCCGAUGUUAAGGACGGUAGGCAAAGACCCCAUUCCAGGCAUAAAAUUAAACAUAGUCGAAAUAGGCUUUUUGAGAUGUUACAGUUAUAUUUACAAAAUGAUACUGUGUCCGGGGAGGUUGAAGAGGAUCGACGGUUAGCUCAGAAAAUCAACAAGCGCUCAGAGCGAAACCCGAACAUAAAAAAUAACGCAUCGGUGAACGAAGAAGCGAUCAGAAACCUGACAAUGUCGGGCGACGUCACGCGCGACACAAACGUUUGGAUGUUUAGCACUUUCCAACUGUUGAAGCAACAGAAAGUGAGUUUUCACAGCAGAUCUUUUCUAACGGAUCUCCGGAGACACAUUUCCGGGCACGAAGAGCUGUCGUAUUUCCGGAAUGCCUCCGGUGAGCAGAGCAUUGUUGAAACCCGAAAUCGUUACGUCAGCGCCCAGUCCGCACCGCACAAGUCGACCACGACAGGUAAACAACCGCAGCAGCAGUACCCCAACCAACACCCGCAGCAGGCGCGGAAAAUGACGAAGGGGGAAGGGACCCCGGCAGAGAACGUGACGGUGGCUCCGGGAGCCGCCGCGGCGGAGCAUGGCGCCGAAAACAUGACGUCGUGUGAACACGUGACCGGAUACAACUCGGUCCGAUGGAUGCAUCUGGUGGUCGGGUGCCCCUCGGCUUGGCCAGCGGACGACGUGAGGAUCCAGUGCGAGGCCUGGAACGACCUGGCGAUGAUGUCGCUGGACGCUUUCCCCUUCCUGCCCGUCCAGGAUGACCGCGGGGCGAUCUACGCCAACGUGUUCUGCGCCAAGUGCCACGGCGUCGGUACGAUUCUGCCGUGGACCACGCGGUUCGUCUGCGACAACUUCCCGCAGAACGAGCGUCUCGCGCUGCUCAACCUUUCCAACACGACCUCCCUCAAGGAGUAUCUGGUGGCGCCCCACUGCAAGAGGGAGGUCGUCCCCUCGGUCCCGGAGACCAUAGUCUCGUGCCGGUCCUACGGGCAGCAGGCCGGCGUUCGGAAAACUGGGAGCAGCUCGUAUGACGUGGCCAGUUUCGACUACCCCGUGUCCUUCAACGUCCUCAUGAACUUUGACUUCACGGGGGACACCCACCUGCUGUUCAGUGCCGGGCCGAAAAUCUUGGAGGAAUACAUACCGAGGUAAGACAGCUACGUUAUUUAAUGUCAUGCUAUGCCAUAUAUAUAUAUAUAUAAUAUAUAUAUACUACGUCAUUCAAUCUCUUACUACGAAAUUCAAUAUAUAAUUAUAUACCUAGGCCUAAUUACGUCAUUCGUACUCUAUCUUACGUCACUCAAUCUACAACAACGUCAUUCAAGCUCUAGAUUAUGUCAUUCACAUAAUUAGAUAUCUACUUGAUGUUGUUAAUAGUAUCCGAUAAAGAGUCAGUUACGCAACUAUACACUUGUACUCACCAUUGAUUGUGCAGCCAGUAAAACACCUACCCCUCAAAUGACAAAUCGCUGCAACUCAUAAUCAUGUGUGUGUGUACAGUAUAGAUUGAUGCACAUGAAAUGUCAUAUGUGUGUUCAAUAUAGAUUGAUAUACACGUAAUGAAGUGUAAUGUCAUGUGUGUGCACUGUAUAUAUUAAUAUAGAUAUAAUGUCAUGUGUGCUCACUAUACAUAUUAAUAUAGAUGUAAUGUCAUGUGUGUGCACUAAAUAAUAUAGAUGUAAUGUCAUGUGUGCGCACUAUAUAUUAUAUUAAUAUAGAUGAGAUGUCACGUGUGUGCACAAAAUAUAUAGUUUGACAGACGUGUAAUAAUGACACGCGUGUAUUGGUGUGUCAGGUGCCGAGAGUGGGAGACGUUCGACACCUACAGCCAGACGUGCCGCCCGAUCACCUGCAACAAGUUCUACACCUUGGUCGGAGACAGGUGCGUGCCGACGGGACACGACUCCACUCCAACUGAUGUAAGAUUGGGGUGUGUCUAAGUGAGUGGGGGCGUGCUUGUGUGCCUAAGUGUGUGGGUGUGUCUAAGUGUGUGGGUGUGGGUUCUAAGUGUGUGGGUGUGUGUUUGUGUGUGUGUGUGUGUUUCUAAACGUGUGUGUGUCUAACUGUGUGUGCGUGUAUAAUGAGAAGGUGUUCUCGUUUAUGUGUCAUCAUAGUCCGUAUGUGUAAUACUAUUUAGUAUGCAGUUGCGAAGGAAGGGGUUGCGGGGCCCGGGGGGGGGGGUUGCCUCGGGUAACGCUUUUUCUUUAAAAAAGGUGUUCUCGUUUAUGUGUCAUCAUAGUCCGUAUGUGUAAUACUAUUUAGUAUGCAGUUGCGAAGGAAGGGGUUGCGGGGCCCGGGGGGGGGGGGUUGCCUCAGGUAACGCUUUUUCUUUAAAAUGAAGUGACAAUAUGUUCGGACAAAUGCAGGGGGGUUUUCUUUAUGGAAGGAGUGGCCAAAAUUUUGACCCCCCCCCGGGUGGCAUUAAACCAAGCAACGCCACUGUGCGUAUGUGUUUGUAUAUGACUUAUGAUUAUGUGGCAUUGUUCUAAUUGUGUUUGGUAGUGUUUUUGUAAGUGUAUUGGACUUUGAGAUCUUGACGUAGUUUUCGGUAAUAAAGGGGGGAGGGGGGUAAAAAUUUUGCCCUUAAAGAUUCAUCCCAUAAAGAUGGGUCGUCUCCCCCUUGAUAUUUGUUGAUGAUUGAUGUUACUGAGCUUUUGAGAAGAUUCACGAACCGUCUUAAUUCGAGAUGUGUGUUGUGUGUGUGUGUGGGGGGGGGGGGGGGGUUUUUAAUUUAUGGAGCGAGGAUGGUCCCUACAUUCAUUAAAACAUGUAGAAAAUAUCAACUAUUCCAUUAAUUAUUCGUCGGCAGACCAAAAGAUUCAGCGCCAUCCAUGGUUUGUAUGGUUAACUGGGACGGUCACGGUAUAAUUAGAUUAUUUCAAAGACUCAACUCUUGGAGGCGACGGUGAACUUGACUAUUGUUAUUUAAGAUUUAUAAAAACAUUUAUGAUAUCCCGAAUCCUGUGGUUCACACUCCUCGAUUGGUUUAUUUGACUUAUGACUUCUCUAUUAAAUCCUUCAUCUUAACUCCGCUUAUUGUUCGAGUCUUUCUGUCUGAGGCAAACAUCUUCGGAAGGCUAAUUGACCCAUUGCCCGUCAUCCUAUCGAGGUGAAAUUUGGCAUAUAGACUCUAAGCGGAUGACAACACAUUCUAUCAAAUUUUCAGCCCCAACCCCCCAAAAAAAUCCGCAUUUCCUGUUUUUCACGAGGGGGGGGGGAGUGUGGGGGAAUGAAUGAAAUAUGAUUUGUUCCUUGGCUGUGUGUUUUUCUUUUGAGAUUCAUUGUGUAGAUGUCGCUGCGUGCUUCGUAUUUGUGACGGUAUCUGGGUAUGCAGUUAGAAUAAAAUACAUUUUUGAAGGGGUAAAUGAAUGAAAUAUGAUACGUGGUUUAUCUAACCAAUUACAUAACCGCUGCUUAAUAAAUGAUGCACAGUUGCAUAAAUGCAAAAAAAAAAAAAAUGCAUAUAAAGGAUUUAUACGAAAAACUUUGGUUUUAUGUGUUAUUUAAUUUUCAAGACAGUAAGCCGUGAACAAAACAUCUUUCAGUGUCAUAAUUGCUUAGAUCAGCGUUAACCAAACGGCGGUCCGUGGGCCGGCGCCGGUCUGCAAGCCUUCACGUUGCCGAUCCGCAAAAUAUUAGUCAAGAAACAAUGUUGGGGAGAUUUACAUGAUUGAGUUUUAUUUAUUUUAAAGCAAACUUUGGAGUUUCUUUAUCAUAAAAAUACGGAGCGUUUUACGCGCCUAAUAUUUUAUUUUUUUUUCUCCUUACAUUACACGCUAUGUUUCAAACUUUUUAAAAUUUGUUAUUCUUCUGACUACAGACUUUAAAUUACCGAUAGAUUUAAAUCUACCUGCUAUGAAAUACACGCCCAAUUAUUCUAUGAAUGACUCCCCAGAGCAUAGUUGAUCUGCAGCAGCUUCACAGCAUUGAGCAAACGGCCCUGGUGUCUCUCGUGCUGAACAUCACCUACGGCGAUUACCUGCUCAUCAGGUUCCAGAACAUGAGCGUCAAUGUGGAGCGCCAGAUCGCUGGUAGGUCAAUUCACUGUCAUUGUAAAAAGUUAUAAUUUAUGUUUAUGUAUUAUUCACUUGCCCAUCACUACUAAAACUAUACAUGAUUAGUACGUUCCAAAUCAAAUAAAUUCAAUGACCCCCAAAAUAAAAAGAAGUAUGACUCCUCAUCACGGGGCUCCUUAAAGUCCCAGGGCCCCUUAAAGUCCCAGGGCCCCUAAAAGUCCCAGGGCCCCUAAAAGUCACGGGGCCCCUUAAAGUCCCGUGGCCCCUAAAAGUCACUGGGCCCCUAAAAGUCACUGGGCCCCUAAAAGUCCUGGGGCCCCUAAAAGUCACGGGGCCCCUAAAAGUCACGGGGCCCAAAAAGUCACGGGGCCCCUAAAAGUCACGGAGCCCUUUAAAAAAGUAAAGGUCCCUGUGGCAUGUGAUUACUUCCGCAAUUAGGGUUAGCCCUGCGCUGGGCGUCUCAGACGUUAACUGAAAAGAGUUUGUUUGAGUUGUUAAAGAAAGCUUAACACGGACACAAUUUCAUCUCAUCAAAAAAACGUAAUUAGAUUUGGGUUAGAUCAUCACAAAAAUUAUAAGAGAGAAACUGUCACCAAGAAGUGAGCUGUCAAUGUCUCACUAAUCUGAACAUGAAGGUCGUGAAAAUGUUGUCAUUAUUAUUUUUAUUGUUUUAUAAAGCUACCAAGAAGUUUUUUCAGUAUAAAUCUUAAAAUUAAAAUGGUCAGUGUUGAUGACGUGGCUGUGUAUUUCGUGUUUUUUUUCCCACCUAUUUUUUUCUCCUUCUCUCUAUCUCACAGAUAAACUAAACAUCAGCAUGGACCGCAUCAAAGACGUCAACGUCACCUUCGACUUCGGCAGCACCAACGCCACCUCACUCAAGGUCACCACCUUGACCGAGGAGCAGUACAAACAAAUCUUCCCGCCCUUGAUCGACGAGCCGAACGCCCCGACCAAUAAGCCAAACACGGACUCCUACAGCACCGGCACGGUCAAGGCCAGGCAGAAAUACGAGCACGGCUCACACCCGAGCCCUUGCGUCACACGGCCGGGCGAGACGACUCACGGGGUCAAGUCAGACAAGAAGAACUCGUCCCACAAAACGAGCCGCUUGGCGGAGCAUGACAGCAUCGACUGGUCUCAAGUGGACAUUGACCAAAUUAUUUCUGAUCUGUCCGAGCAAGCUUCGAAUGGAGAUGCCAGGGUUCAGGAAAGAAGUCACCCGGACAGAAGUGGCGAGAUGGACGAUGCCCAGAGGCAGUUGUCGCUCUUGGCGAACACUCUCUUCAAGAGAAAAGCUCUGCGGAAGUACAUGGGAGACGUCAAGAAAGAUGACGUCUGGGACGUGCAAUACAAACCGGUAAAAUCUGUCCUGAAACAAAAGACUAAAUCCAGUAACAGUACCUUGACGGCAUUUUUCGUCAAAGGCAGCGAAACGUUUCUGAUCACUCAAAACGGGACGAACUUCUUGUACAUCUCCGAGCCCGUCAACAACAGGAAUGAUAGAAUAAUUCUCCAGGCCCAGGAUCUGGCGGCCACGGCUGCCUUCAUGACCGGUGUGGAGAUCUUGGAGGCGCUGAUCAACCAGAGCCUGACUAUGAGGGUGACCUUCGUGCUGGUGCCGCCCCACGACCCGCACUCCAACGAGGACGGCACGAACACCGUGCUGCAGAAGAUCAACACGCUGAUCGUGGAGAAGCGGUUCUCGCUGAAGGUCAACGGCAACAACGUGGACGUCAUCGACGCCGACGAUAAGACCGAGGUGGUCGCGGACGCGCGCGACUUCUGCACGUGGGGCGUGGAGUACAUGGUGUACGACGACGAGUUCACAAUGACGACGGUGGACAACGUGACGCUGAUGUACAUCAACAAGACGAACUCUUACAUCGGUGUGGGCCGAUUCGAUCUCUACAUCAUGGUAUCGGGCAGUCAGAAAGCCAACCAGACGAACGUUACGGACAUGUCCAAGUACGCCUUCGUCUGCUUUAUGCCGAGAAUCAGCCAAAGAGACUGCAGUCGGAUCGAUCUGGAGAGCAACGAGUACUACAUCGCGGGGUCGAACCGCUCCAUCGUGUUUGAGGAGAGGGAAUACGACGUGUUUUCGUAUCGCGUCGCCAACGAGUCCACGGGCCGUGUGCAAAUUUGCGUGCCGCUCUCGUUCAACAACAACAUGCAGACGCUCCUCCCGCACGUGACGCGAUACGGGGGCUGCAGCCACGACUUCGAUACCGCCCUAAGAGUGGAAGGUUACAUGACCAUGGUUCUUGGGAGGGUCUCCAUGUUCGCCCUGGCCUGUGUGCUCGUCACGUACUGCCUGUUUUCGAAACUCAGAAACCUUCCAGGGGUCAACACCAUGAACUUGACCUUCGCGCUACUGACCGCGGAGAUCAUAUUCUCCGAGGGCAUCCUGGUGGAGACCCCGUGGCUGUGCUCCGCAGUCGCCAUGAGCCUACACUUUAGCUUUCUCGCCGCUCACUUCUGGAUGAACGUCAUGAGCUAUGACGUGUUCAGGACGUUCGCCCACGUCUCCAUCUUGCCGAACGUCCGCGAGAAGCGACGUUACCUCCCCCGGUACGCGGCUUACGCCUGGGGCGUUCCCUUCGUCAUCGUCGGCCUUUGUGCUUUCAUCGACUUCUCUGAUCUGUUCGACAACGUCUCCAUCGGAUACGGCAAGGAGGAAUACGGCAACGUGAACAUCAGCGACUACGACUACCUCGUCACGCCCGACGGCGAGGUCGAAAUCAAAGACAUCCGCAACACGACCGGUGACGUCAACAUCAAAGGCGUCGUCCCCUCGAUUUGCUGGAUAACCAAACCCCUGGCCACGCUCGUCGCCUUCGGGGCCCCCGUCAUGGUCAUCUUCCUGACCAACUGUAUUUUCUUCGCCAGGACGAUCCUGAGCAUCUCCAGGACGAUGAAGGUGACGAAGAAAAGCAUAACGGUCCGCCAUUCCAAUUCGUCUUUCCAGAAAAUGACCGGCCGCUCGGACGUGAUGCUCUACGUCAAGAUGUCCACCGUGAUGGGGUUCACGUGGAUCUUCGGGAUCAGUUCGUCCAUCCUGAGCUCGUUCGCCAAGCCGAUCACGUACCCGAUGUGCAUCGUCAGCCACGCGCUGGCCAUCUGCUUUACCCUGUUCAACGCGUCACAGGGGCUCCUCAUUUUCAUCGCCUUCGUCUGUAAUCGGCGGGUGCUGACGCUGUACAAGGACCUGCUCAAAAGGGCGAGGCAGAUUGCUCUCAAGAAGUCGACCAGCUCCACGCUGUCCUUGGUGUCGACGAUAGAGUCGUCGUCGGCGAAAUACAUUUUAGGAAGUCGUGGUAAACAAGUGGUGUAAUAUAGUUUUAGGUGAUCUAACAAUUUUUUUUUUAACUAAUAACGCCAACAAGGGGAGAAAAAUGAAUUUCUAUAUUGCAAAUGGUAUCAUUGCUCAUGCACAUUUUGAUUUUAAAUAACAGAAUGUUACAAAAAUGGUUAACAACCUGAAAAUUGGAUGGAUAUGUGAAGUUGUGGUUUAUGCACCGGGAAGUUGUAGUUAAUUCGCUGUAGUUAAGGCUGUUCCGUUGCCAGAGAAUGGCAACCUACUAGGAUGUUCAAACUACACAGGAAUUAUGCUGUUAUCUGUCAGGAAAAAAAUCAUUAACAGGAUGAUAUUGGAAAGAGAUGACACUGUUGAGUCAAAACUUGCGAAUGGAAGUUGGUGAUUGUCGAUAGAUCAUACUGAGCAAAGGUCAAUCGGCUACACGAUGCGUUAUUGUACAACAGUGGGUUGAAUGGAAUGCCUCAUAAUACAUCAAAUUAUAGACUUUAAAAAAAAAAGGCAGUCUAACAGUCAGGUCUUACACACCUAACCGUAUGGAAUCUGACAUGGCUGUAUAGGAUUCAUGAAAAAAAAAAAUCACUAACUUAAUCAAAGCCACAUACAAUCAGUGACGUUGUUGUUAUUCGUCAAUCGCGUACGGAAAUAACCAAUGUUAUAUUUAACGGUAAGUACGAAGGCAGCCUGCCAGUCCCAUUUGUGUCUGGAAAGCUUUUCCCGCACGUAGGGCACAUGUUGGUUUUGGGUCUUAAUUGGAGAACUUGGAUUAAUUUGAGCCGAUUCAUAUCUUCCUUGCCGUACGCUGUCUUUGGCCGUGAGCGGUGCGCUUAUUCUCUGGGGGAUUGUACUCAAACAGUGAGUCUGACACGCCCAGCUUGUACGAUCCAUAACAAGAUAGCAAGAGUUCACCACGAAUCAAAGUCAAUAUCCAUGGAUAUGAGAGAAGUUUUUUUUUUUUAGACAGUCCUUGAGGCAUUUUUUCUGCCCACCAGUUGAGCUUUCCCUCGGAAGAGUUCACCAAACAUGUGUUGCUUGGGCAGUCUGCUGUCUGGCAUUCUUGCAAAGACGUAAGAGGAAGGGCGAAGGGUCGGUCCAUCCCGUUAAAACUUUUUGGAGAUUGGACAUUUUAAUUUUAGGCCAAAUGCAGAGCGUUUUUUUGUUUUUUUUAGAGAAAGUGGGCGGAUUAAUUCCUAGGGCUGCAUUACCCCUAGCUAAGCCACUGCUUAUAAUGAGACUUUCAAUCUCAUCGGAAUUAAUAUUGGUACUGAAAGGCGUGAUCUAUUUACUUUAACAGUGUAUCAGUGAAAUACAUAUUUUGAAGAUAAUGCUAAGUUAAAGUUCAAGUUUUAACCAGAUAAAUGAGUUAAUGGAUUAUUAGCUACUGAUCUUUCUUUAUAACUUUCAUGUAAAUUUCCUCUAUUCUUUGUUGUUAAAUUUUCUUAACGCAAUCA
Messenger RNA from Lymnaea stagnalis (great pond snail), 17751 nucleotides. The record is from the annotation of a GenBank genome assembly. Lineage: Eukaryota; Metazoa; Mollusca; Gastropoda; Lymnaeidae.